Messenger RNA from Eruca vesicaria subsp. sativa (arugula), 1697 nucleotides. The record is from the annotation of a GenBank genome assembly. NCBI's taxonomy places the organism in Eukaryota, Viridiplantae, Streptophyta, Magnoliopsida, Brassicales, Brassicaceae.
UGGCUGACCAAUUGGCACUAACCUCGCCGAGAAAGACCAAAAAAAUUGAACAGCGAUCCUCUUGAAUCAUCAUCGCAAGAUCAAUCCAUGAGAUCGUCAGCGAGAAAGCUUCUCUCGCAUUCUCUUCGGAGAAACGCCGCCCCUGGAUCUCACUUCCCGGCUUCUCAUCAGAAGAUGUGGAACUCCACGGCUGCACCACCACCACCGCAAGACGAAAAUCCCGAUCAGAACUCGAUCGACGCAGGAUCAUCCAUGCGGAAACCAAUCAGCUUGUGGCCUGGGAUGUACCAUUCCCCCGUCACCAACGCGCUCUGGGAAGCGAGGCGCAACAUGUUCGAAACCGGAGAGGACGGUGGUUCGCGAUCGGAGCUAAACGCCAAGACUCCGUCGCGGAGCAGGACAUCGAUCCUCUACAAGUUUUCUUCCGAUUUCGUGCUUCGCGAGCAGUACAGGAAUCCGUGGAACGAGAUUCGUACUGGUAAAUUAGUUGAGGAUCUUGACGCUCUUGCAGGAACCGUCUCCUUUAAGCAUUGUAGCAGUGGUGAUGGGAGUGCGAGGUCGAUGAUUUUGGUGACGGCUUCUGUGGAUAGGAUUAUUAUGAAAAGACCUAUUCGUGUGGAUGCUGACCUUACUAUUGUUGGCGCUGUUACUUGGGUUGGGAGGUCAUCCAUGGAGAUGCAGUUACAAGUACUACAGACUCUAGACGCCAAUCACCCCUCUGAAUCAGUUGCUCUUGAGGCAAACUUUACAUUCGUGGCUCGGGAUGCCAAGACAGGCAAGUCAACUCCAAUUAACCCAGUCACUCCAGAAACCGAACAUGAAAAAAAUCUCUGGAAAGAAGCAGAAGAGAGGAACAAACUACGGAAACAAAAGAGAGCACAAGGUAAAGAAGAGCAAGAGAAGUUGAAGGACUUAGAGAGGCUAAAUGAUUUAUUGGCAGAAGGACGAGUAUUCCAGGACAUGCCAGCUCUUGCAGAUAGGGAUAGCAUCCUGAUUAAAGACACUUCCCAUGAGAACACAUUGAUAUGUCAGCCACAGCAACGGAAUAUCCAUGGCAGAAUAUUUGGAGGCUUCUUGAUGCGCAAGGCUUUUGAGCUUGCCUUCUCCAAUGCUUACACUUUCGCUGGGGUUUCCCCACGUUUUCUUGAAGUUGACCGUGUCGAUUUUGUCAAACCUGUGGAUGUUGGGAACUUCCUUCGUUUCAAAUCACGUAUACUGUACACGGAAGCUACUAGUUCAGCAGAACCGCUAAUAAACAUCGAGGUUGUAGCUCAUGUCACAAGUCCAGAACUCAGAUCUAGCGAAGUAUCGAACAGAUUCUACUUCACAUUCAGUGUAAGACCUGAAGCAAUGAAAGAUGGAUUGAAGAUAAGGAAUGUGGUUCCAUCAACGGAAGAAGAAGCAAGAAGGGUGAUUGAACGCAUGGACGCAGAGAGACCCAUCUCAUAGCCUUGAGCGCUCCUCCCUUUUUGAUCUGAAUAAGAAGCUUGUCUCCACAUUUUUUUUUGCAGAGGAAUUCAUGUGAUCAUAUUCUUUCUCCUUUGCUUUCAACUUACACUUAAUCGAUGAAAGAUAAAUUCAAACUCAACUAUGUCACUCAUGUGAUGUUUAUUGAUACUUUCUGUAAGAAAAAGCUUCCCAUCCUUUUUUUUUUUUUAAUGUUGAAAAUAAACAGUACUUUCUUUAUUUUUAAGUGC